UUUGUCUAAGACGAAGACGUUUGAUCUACCGUACAUUCCGAUUUCGUUGUCUGAAAAAGAAAACAAAUGGAUGGUUCCAAAGGGUUGAGUACUGAGCGAUUGAAGGAAGAUAGGAUAAGCCAGUUACCUGAUCCUUUGAUAUGUCACAUUCUUUCCCAUCUUCCCACAAAAGAAGCUGUUACCACAAGCGUUUUGUCCACCAGGUGGAGGAGUCUCUGGCUUUGGGUUCCUAAUUUGGAAUUGGAUUCCCGAGAUUUCUCUGAUUUCAAUGCCUUUGCGAGUUUUGGUGACAGGUUUUUCGAUUCUGAUAGGGUGUCAUGCAUACACAAACUCAAGUUAGCUAUUAAUGGAAAUGGUGAUGGUGUUGAUGAUACAUCUUAUAUCAAAUCAUGGAUUGAUGCUGCAGUUAAGCGUAAGGUCCAACAUCUACGUGUUAUGUGGUUUGUAAAGUAUGGUGAGAUGCCCCUAAGCUUUUAUGUGUGUGAGACACUGGUAUCUUUAAAUCUCGUUUGUGUAGCUUUGGAUGAUGUCGAGUUUGUCUCCUUCCCUCGUCUUAAGACUAUGCAUUUACUUUGUGUUCGUCUUUCCAAGGAUGCCGCUUUUGAGAGAUUUAUCUCUUGCUGUCCUGUCUUGGAAGACUUAAGAAUCGCCGGUUGUGUGAAUGAGCCUCUAUCCUUUAGGGUGCACUCUCAGUCACUGAAAAGGCUCAUUAUUGGACGAGGGAGAAGUCUCAUCCAUAGUUUUCUGUCAGGGAUCUUGAAGGUUGGGGAUUUGACGAUAAAUUCAGACACUUUGAAGAUCAUUUAUGACUAUUCCAAAUCAGAGUCGCUGCCGCAAUUUGGUUAUAUGUCACGCCUAUGCGUUUCUGUCAUGGCACAAUAUUUGACAUGGUUGGAACCAUUUCUUAAGAGCUGCCCGAAUCUGAGAUCCCUAGUCUUGGUGUUUCCUAAUAGUCUUCCGGAGAGGAUGAAUCAAAUCAACUUUUCAUGUGUGCCCAAGUGUUUGCAAUCCUCUGUCGAGUUUGUUGAUCUCAAAUUCCAAAUCUCGGGACCUGUUACAGAAAUGAAAAUGAAGCUAGUAAGGUACUUCUUAGAGAAUUCGGCUAUACUCAAGAAACUCACUCUACAUAUGUAUUCUAAUUCAACAGAAGAUGAAAUCUUGACGAAACUCUUGCAAAUCCCAAGAGCCUCUACCAAAUGUGAGGUUGUCAUUGUCAUAAAGUAAAUCGGUUGAUGCAUGUAGUCUUUCUGAAUUUUCAGUGACAGCUCAUGUGGUUCUUAUAUCAGCUCAAAUGUUUGAAAUC
Molecule: messenger RNA, 1303 nt
Organism: Arabidopsis lyrata subsp. lyrata
Lineage: Eukaryota; Viridiplantae; Streptophyta; Magnoliopsida; Brassicales; Brassicaceae
Product: putative FBD-associated F-box protein At5g53635
Exons: 5
Coding region: 67-1224 (385 amino acids)
Molecular function (GO): protein binding
Source: RefSeq, a predicted model, not a curated record